Messenger RNA from Nakaseomyces glabratus, 462 nucleotides. It is a transcript of the gene DID4, whose product is annotated as ESCRT-III subunit protein DID4. The record is from RefSeq and is a predicted model, not a curated record. Gene Ontology annotation, cellular component: multivesicular body; ESCRT III complex. NCBI's taxonomy places the organism in Eukaryota, Fungi, Ascomycota, Saccharomycetes, Saccharomycetales, Saccharomycetaceae. Gene Ontology annotation, biological process: late endosome to vacuole transport; protein transport; endosome transport via multivesicular body sorting pathway.
AUGAAAGCACAAUUACAGGCUAUUUCUUUGAGGAUUCAGGCAGUAAGAAGCAGUGAUCAAAUGACGAGAUCUAUGAGAGAGGCAACUGGAUUGCUAGCCGGUAUGAAUAGAUCCAUGAAUCUGCCUCAGCUACAAAAAAUAUCAAUGGAAUUCGAAAAACAAAGUGAUUUGAUGGACCAAAGACAAGAGUUUAUGGAUGAGGCCAUUGACAAUGUAAUGGGAGAUGAGUUGGAAGAAAAUGAAGAUGCAGAUGAAAUAGUUAACAAAGUUCUUGAUGAAAUUGGAAUUGAUUUGAACUCCCAAUUACAAAAUACUCCUCAGCAUGAGUUAAAACUACCAGGAGAAGCUGAAUCGCAGAAUGGGGUAGCAGAAACCGUAGGUGCUUCUGGGUCUGGGGGUGAUACGAAAAUGAGUCCUGAUGAUGACCUUCAGGCCAGAUUAGACAGCUUAAAGAGACAAUAA